Messenger RNA from Dermacentor silvarum, 1532 nucleotides. Its product is annotated as transcription factor cwo-like. The transcript has 3 exons. Gene Ontology annotation, molecular function: RNA polymerase II cis-regulatory region sequence-specific DNA binding; DNA-binding transcription factor activity, RNA polymerase II-specific; protein dimerization activity. The record is from RefSeq and is a predicted model, not a curated record. Gene Ontology annotation, cellular component: nucleus. Gene Ontology annotation, biological process: regulation of transcription by RNA polymerase II; regulation of circadian rhythm; anterior/posterior pattern specification. Lineage: Eukaryota; Metazoa; Arthropoda; Arachnida; Ixodida; Ixodidae. The coding region runs from base 908 to 1474 and encodes 188 amino acids.
CGAAUGUACUACGUGUCUUAAUUGGCCGUAGAACUGGACUCUCGUCUGCAAGGGCACUUUUCUCGCUGUGUGAGCAAAAGCGCGUUGCACUGAGAGCGUUUUUUCCGGUCUGUCCGCGCGUUACUUUUAUAGCUGCUGGCUGUAUCUCUUCAGAUGCGCAAUAACUGCUUAUCAGCUGCAAGCAAGUACGAAAAGGGAGGAAAAAAACAACAAAACAAAUAAAAGGCAGAGCACGUGCACGUGUUUGGGGGAUUGCCCUCUCGACAAUGGGCACGUAGAAACGUCUAGCUGGGCGACCGCUGGAAUUCAUUGCGACGCGCCGAUAUCGCUGAGUGGCUCUCCUUCGGGCAAAGAUAAAACGCGAAUAAAGAGCGCGCCCCGUCUAAUCAGGCGCGCGCUUCGCACUCCUGUCCAAAUAGGGCUGCGGCGACAAGCUCAUGAAUGGCUGGGAACGCGCUCGGCGAACGCAAUCCAUUAUUCGGGCUACAGAUGUUAAAAACGUGCCUCGCGUGGCGGCCGCGACAGUUUAGUUCAAAAGCGGCAGACGACAUAUGUGCGUUGUUUUGCCGCAACAUAUGCCGCCGCCGUGGGGGAGGUGAGGAGUCCAUUGCGGGACGACACCGCCGGUGGCUCCACCUGUCGCCGCAGCGCAAGUGAAGGGCGGACGGGCGCGCACGCACGCAGGCAGGUGCACGCGACCGCACUUUUGCUGGAGGGGGAGAGCGCCGCCGGCUGCGCCGCCGUUUCCGCUCGCCGGCGCACGCAGCGGGUCGCGUGAGGCGUUGACGUCAGCGCUGGCACGUGAGCGGCGGCGUGACGCGCCGCGUGACCGGCGCCGCAGCAGACCUCGUCGGCGGCAGAGCGCAGGUUGGCUAUCGUGGCACACGGCAGCGGCGCGAGCAGCGCAAUGGACGCCGGCUGGGAACAAGCGCUGCGGCUCAAAAUGGAACAGCGGAGCCUCAACUUCUGCGCCCUGGAACGGCGGCGGCCCCAGGCGGGCGACAUGCUCGAGGACGCCGAGGAGCUGGGCCGCAAGAAGGCCGCCCGGGUGAGUGUGCCCAGCAGGAGGGCCUGGACGAGCCUCUGCGGGAGACGUGGUGCCCGGGAUUGCAGUCCAAGCUGCGGACGCCCCCGCCCAGGAGCCCGCCGCUUGGACUGGGAUCGAGGGCACCACCGCUUCGGCAGAGACCCCAUGUCUCACCGGAUCAUCGAAAAGCGGCGCCGAGACCGCAUGAACAACUGCCUGGCCGACCUGAGCCGCCUCAUUCCAGCCGUCUACCUCAAGAAGGUAGCUGCCGCGCGCGCACUCACGGGCUACCACCGGCCCACAUGGAGCGCCCCCUCGCGCAUUGGCCGCCCUCUCAGAUGCUUGUCUCGCUUGUGUGUCGUCUCGCUCAGUGAAGUCCGGCAGCUGUGUGCUCUCUGUCGCAGCACAGGUGCGGCGCAAGAGAGCGGCCUUUCUUGCAGCAGGUGAACGCACAGCUCCCGUAGGCUGGCACCAAACGUAAAUGUCUUGUGUCGUCACGUCACAC